Messenger RNA from Sorex araneus (European shrew), 2156 nucleotides. RefSeq names its product sirtuin 5 (gene SIRT5). The transcript is spliced from 9 exons. The record is from RefSeq and is a predicted model, not a curated record. The coding region runs from base 321 to 1253 and encodes 310 amino acids. Gene Ontology annotation, molecular function: NAD+ binding; protein-malonyllysine demalonylase activity; protein-succinyllysine desuccinylase activity. NCBI's taxonomy places the organism in Eukaryota, Metazoa, Chordata, Mammalia, Eulipotyphla, Soricidae.
GACGCUCGUGAAGGGUGGGAUCCGGCUAGGGGUCCGAGGCAGAGCACGCAUCCGGGUGCAAACCCUGCAAGGCGCGCUGAGCCUUGCAGCUCGAGCCUCACCUAGAAGAGGAAGGUUCCGAUCCAAAGCGCCUGGGAAGGUCCCCCGCCACCCCAUCCCCCGCCCCUCUGCAGGGCUUGGGAGCCGCGCCGGAGUCCCCGGCAGGGGCCGCUGCAGCCCCGAGGAGGGGCCCGAGCGCUGCGCCCCGGCCUGCGGGUUCCGCCCCGCGCCAGCUCGCUGUCUCAGCCCACCCUGGGAAUCAGUAGCACUGAAGACCCCAGAUGCGAGCCCUCCAGACGGCCCCGAGGAAGCUGGUUUCCCAGCUGUUCUGUGGACUGAAGCCUUCCACGGCCACAAGAGCCCAGAUUUGCCCGACGAUGACUCGUCCAAGUUCAAACAUGGCCGACUUUCGGAAGCUCUUCGCCAAGGCGAAGCACAUCGUCAUCCUCUCGGGGGCUGGCGUCAGUGCGGAGAGCGGGGUUCCCACGUUCAGGGGCGCCGGGGGCUACUGGCGGAAGUGGCAGGCGCAGGACCUGGCCACGCCGCAGGCCUUUGCCCGGAACCCGUCCCAGGUGUGGGAGUUCUACCACUACCGGCGGGAGGUGAUGCUGAGCAAGGCGCCCAACCCCGGGCACCUGGCCAUCGCCGAGUGUGAGGCCCGGCUGCACAAGCAGGGCCGGCGCGUCAUGGUCAUCACCCAGAACAUCGACGAGCUGCACCGCCGGGCCGGCACCAAGAACCUUCUGGAACUCCACGGUAGUUUGUUUAAAACUCGGUGUACCUCUUGUGGCGUCGUGGCUGAGAAUUAUAAGAGUCCGAUCUGUCCAGCAUUAGCAGGAAAAGGGGCCCCAGACCCCGAUGCCCAGGACGCCCGGAUUCCAGUGGAGAAUCUUCCCCGGUGUGAAGAGGCCGGCUGCGGGGGCUUGCUGCGGCCUCACGUCGUGUGGUUUGGUGAAAACUUGGAUCCGGUCGUUCUGGAAGCGGUUGACACAGAACUGGCCCUCUGUGACUUGUGCCUUGUGGUGGGGACGUCCUCGGUGGUUUAUCCUGCCGCCAUGUUUGCCCCCCAGGUGUCGGCCCGUGGAGUGCCUGUCGCCGAAUUUAACACGGAAGUCACCCCGGCCACCGACAGAUUCAGGUUUCAUUUCCAGGGGCCCUGCGGCACAACCCUCCCAGAAGCCCUGGCUCCUCAUGAGAGUGAAACAGCUUCAUAACUGUUCCAGGGAAGGAAGAUAUACUUGGGCCCCAGAGGAAUAACCAUCUUGUGGAGAACAAGCUGAAUACUGGAAGAUCUAAGAACUGCCUGAUUCACUGCUGAAAUCCAAACGUGUUGCUGCUAAGUGAUGUGAGAGGCCUGGGAUGGAACCUGGGGAUGUAUCUCCUUGGUCCCACUCUUUUUUUUUUUUAAAGAAAUAGAGAAGACACGCAAAUUUUGGGCCAUGUGUACAAGUCACAUCUCUUAAUAAAUCACAAAGAUUUUUUUGUUUGUUUGGGGAGGGGCCUCACCCAGCAGUGCUCAGGGCUUACUCCUGGUUCUGUGCUCAUGGUUCACUCCUAGUGGUUGCUGAGAACAAGUGACUUGUUGUGAUAAAGAUUCCACUGAAGUGAGAGCUCGGGCUGGAGCGAUAGUUCAGCAGACAGGGCUCUUGUCUUGCAAUGUAGCCAGCCUGGGUUCAGUUCCCGGCACCCCAAAUGAUCCCCCUGAGCUUUCAGGAGUGAUCCCUGAGUGCAAAGCCAGAAGCAAGCUCUGAGCACUGCUGGUUGUGACCUCAGAACAGCACCAAAGACCUGGAGGUAAACUUUGGGAUGUAAAAUAUUCUUCACUUUCAAUAGGUUUGUUGGGAGGGAGGCAUCUGGAGGUUUAACCAUGCACGUUUCUCCCAUGUUUGCAGUGAUGAAAGUCAGCACUAUCUCAGUCUGAUUUUAUUUUCAUUUUGCAAUUCUUCUCUGACCAAGGUCCAGAUAGCUCAGACCGUUCUGGGCAAUUCCUCCCAUCUGCACCUUUGGCUCCAGUAGCAUAUUUAGUUUCUGUGUUUCCUCAUCCUUUAUUUCAUUGUCCAUAAAUUAGCAGUGGAUUGUAAAUCAGAGAAGAUAGAAAGGAGAAUUGUAGCACUAUA